Molecule: messenger RNA, 258 nt
Organism: Paraglomus brasilianum
Lineage: Eukaryota; Fungi; Glomeromycota; Glomeromycetes; Paraglomerales; Paraglomeraceae
Source: the annotation of a GenBank genome assembly
AUGGAAGAGGAAUAUGAGGAAAUGGAAUUAGAAAAUAAGAUAGAGAAUGUAUUAGUGAAUGUGGAGGAAAUGGGAUUAGAGAGAAGGGUAGAGAAGAAAGAGGGUGAGAACGUGUUAGUGAAUAUAGAAGAGGGAAUUCAAGAAGAGGGAAUUCAAGAAGAGGGAAUUCAAGAAGAGGGGAGUGAAAGUAGAGAUAGCUCGUUUAGUUAUGAUUCGAUGGGUUUUUAUGAAGGAACGAAGAGUCAGAUGAUGAUAUGA